Messenger RNA from Cuscuta campestris, 2639 nucleotides. Lineage: Eukaryota; Viridiplantae; Streptophyta; Magnoliopsida; Solanales; Convolvulaceae. The record is from the annotation of a GenBank genome assembly.
GAAUCACCGGACAACAAUACCACUCCUCUCUCUCUCUCUCCCUUUCUCUCUCUAACGCUCUCUGUAACCGUCUGGAGACGCUCCACACAGCAGCAGGAAUGGUAAAAGACUUCGGAAUUGGGCCUCUUUCACUGCCGGAAUCUGUCUGUAGCGACGGCGGCGGCGGCGGCCGGAGCAGUAAUGACGCCGGAGAAGAUGAAGUGUUCUAUGAAAUGAUCGAGGCUCCCAAGUUUGUCGAUUUCACCUCUCCUGAUCACUACUGCCCGGACGACCGUUACUGGUUCUGCCUCCGUGUCGGAUGUGAACAAAAACAUGAACAAGAGAUGGACUCUGAGAAAAUCUACAAGGAUUUCGUUCUUCGGGUAAUGGCAGCCAGGAGUCCCAAUGUAAGGCUUCAAAAGGCACUAUGCAGGAAUGCCUCAAGAAACAUGAAGUGCCCCAUGUCAGUUCCUUCAAAAUUCUCAAAGCCCAGGUUACCAAGAUUAUCAGUUCCUCCAUCCAUCUCUAGGAAAUUGGGAUUUGAGAAGAAAGAAGAGGUUAAUAACCCUUCUUCUCAAAAUCCAAUCUCCACUCCAAAGGUUAAAACAAAGCAAGUUGCAGCCAAAUACCUUACAACCCCAAGGAGCAAAGAGUGUCUCCCGGAUGGAAGUUUGUUUCGAAGCGUUCAAAACCCCAAAAGUGCCACUGGUUCAUCAUCAAAGAAUCAUCGGAUGGCGGGAAAGAAGGCUUUGGCAUUCCACUCUCCAAAGAAAGCCAUCAGCUUGAAGAAAUCUGUCGAGUUGCGAACUCCUCUUAUGAAGCUGUGUGAAGGGAUGAAAAAGCUUGCAAUUACAUCUCAAAAGAAGUGUUUAUUAUCGAAUGAUCGCGGUCAAGGAAAGUCAAUGCCAUCAGAUAGUGCAAAGAAAACCAAGAGUUCCAAGAAGGAUAAGAGUGUUGCUAAGGCUUCUUCAAUGUCUCAACCUCAUGAUUCCAAAAGAGUACGAAAUUUCAAGGGCUUGGUGGGGCCCAGCAGCAACAAGAUUAAUGCAGAAAUCCCAUCAGAUGUUCAAAGAGAGAAUGUGAAUGUGUUUAAUUUGGAGCAGACAGACUCGAAAACAAUUGAAAAUUCAGAGAACUUAGUAAACCUUGAGAAGCACACUACAGAAGCCCAACUAUCUGAAGUUCAAUAUCAUGAAACAGAAUCAGACAACAAAGAAAAUGAUGCAUCUGCUGAUGAAAACAGAGCACUAUUAAAUAAUGACAACAUCCAGGCAAAAGUUCUUGGUGAACAGAUAAAGAUCAUACAGAAGAUUGCCCAACCAGUAGACAAGUACCAUAAAGCUUUCACGAACACUGGUAGUGCUCCUUCUCCAGGGCUGAAAUUCAAGAAACCAAAGCCUACAAACCCCAAGCCUUUCAGGCUAAGAACUGAUGAAAGAAGCAUUCUCAAGGAAUCUAACUUUGAGAGGAAAGGCCAUCAUCCAGAACACGUCCCCAGUGGAGAUUUGCCCAGAAAAAGUGGAGCAGAUAGUCGGGACAUUGCGGAUACACCAAAACAACGAAAUAAUGGCAACAGUGCUGGCGGUGGUAACUGCAAAGGCAAUGCCAAAGAGCCUGCAGACUUGAAUGCCAAAUUGAUUAAAGGGAACAGAACAGCAGAGAUAGCUAACAUGUCAAGAGGCAAAGUAGGAUCAAAGAUUAUCAAUGUGACACCAAAAACAGCUGUUAAUGCUUCUGUCUCGAGGAAGGUUGAACAGCCCGUGGAGAAGAAACAAGCCAUUUCUCAAAGGCUUUCUUCUUCUUCCAAGAACUCAAUGGCCUCGCACGUGAUUCCUGGUCGAAAACUUGCAACAAUCGAUGAAAGUUCAUCUAAAGUUGCAAAAACAACCAAGACAAGAGAGGGGAACGAAAAUGGUGCUUUCGCCACUCACCAAGAAACACCUUUUCCAUUUUUAAGGUCAAAUUCGCGGGGAAGAAAACAAGUGACCAUCCCCAAGGAGCCACACUUCCAUACCACACAUGUCCCGAGAAGUUGUGCCAGAAAGUUAACAUGACAUAUUCAUUUCACGUGCCAUCCCGUGUUUCGUUCAAUUGUUUAUUGAAGAGCCAUGCUACAUUGUCCAGAAAGAAAGCCAGAAUGAUGUCCCCAUAACGCAAAAGACUAAUUAACACUUAAGUCAUGUCAUUUAAACGACAAAUUUGAUUUCCCACAUUAUUUUGGACAAGUUCUGGUUCAAAAUUUAUGGACAUGUAGGCAUUUUCCUCCUUAAAGGUAGUAUCUUGAUUGUUCGUGUGGCAAGUUUUCUUGUAAGCUGUAGGCAAUAGUCAUAUUUACACUUUUUUGUAAUCAGGUUGUGUACACACUCGUGGUUUGUCAUAUAAUAAAAAGGAAUGAACAACUCUAUCUUCCACAUUGCCUAGCCCCAUUGCAUCCUCCUCGGAUGUUAUGCUCUUUUUCCGCGAAAAAAAUUGGAGCAAAUCAAUUGCUUCACUGUGUGCAAAUGACAUUACAUGGUAUUCUGGUUACCGUUGAUGAUAGAUUGGGCUUGGUUGCCAAGGCUAAUCACUGACACAUUCGGUAACUUGUUCACUCUUGAGUAUAUUUUUUGAUCUUUUGAGACCUAGUGUUUUUGUUCCCCUGCAUAGCUAAAGAGAUAGGU